GGGUGGAGAAGCCCCAGGGCACUGCCGCCACUUUCCCGGGUGCCCGUCAGGCCGGACCGGACAGGGCAGGGUAGGGGGUGAGCGGGUAUACAUCCAGACCCCCAGCACUUUGCUAUCACACGGCGCCCGGCCGGGGCUCCAGGGUGGCAGAAAGUUUAGGGCAAUCCUUGCCGCUGGGGUUGGGCAAAGCCUGGACUGCGCAGCCCCGGGCCGAGAUAUGGAGCUGCUGUCGCCACCGCUACGCGACGUAGACUUGACGGGUCCCGACGGCUCUCUCUGCAACUUUGCUACAGCGGACGACUUCUAUGAUGACCCGUGUUUCGACUCCCCGGAUCUGCGCUUCUUUGAGGACCUGGACCCGCGCCUCGUGCACGUGGGCGCAUUUCUGAAACCUGAGGACUCCCACUUCCCUGCGGCUGUGCACCCGGCCCCCGGCGCCCGCGAGGACGAGCAUGUGCGCGCGCCUAGUGGGCACCACCAGGCGGGCCGCUGUCUACUCUGGGCUUGCAAGGCGUGCAAGCGCAAGACCACCAACGCCGACCGCCGCAAGGCUGCCACCAUGCGCGAGCGGCGCCGCCUGAGCAAAGUCAACGAGGCCUUCGAGACGCUCAAGCGCUGCACGUCUAGCAAUCCUAACCAGCGGCUGCCCAAGGUGGAGAUCCUGCGCAACGCCAUCCGCUACAUCGAGGGACUGCAGGCGCUGCUACGCGACCAGGACGCCGCGCCCCCUGGCGCCGCGGCUGCCUUCUACGCGCCCGGCCCGCUGCCUUCUGGCCGCGGUGGCGAGCACUACAGCGGCGACUCCGACGCAUCCAGCCCGCGCUCCAACUGCUCCGACGGCAUGAUGGAUUACAGCGGCCCCACCAGCGGCGCCCGGCGACGGAACUGCUACGAUGGCUCCUACUUCAGCCAGGCGUCCAGCGAACCGAGGCCCGGGAAGAGCGCUGCAGUGUCGAGCCUCGACUGCCUGUCCAGCAUCGUGGAGCGCAUCUCCACCGAGAGGUCAUCUUUGAAGCUGUAUGGAUCACAGCAGGCAGCUGCUCCCAUCCAGCCCCAGACCCAGGGUCAGCUUGCCAACCAGGGCAGCUGA
This is a messenger RNA of Myotis davidii, 1090 nucleotides long. RefSeq names its product myogenic differentiation 1 (gene MYOD1). Gene Ontology annotation, biological process: regulation of transcription by RNA polymerase II; positive regulation of myoblast differentiation; muscle organ development. Bases 218 to 1090 code for a protein of 290 amino acids. The transcript has 4 exons. Gene Ontology annotation, molecular function: protein dimerization activity; RNA polymerase II cis-regulatory region sequence-specific DNA binding; DNA-binding transcription factor activity, RNA polymerase II-specific. NCBI's taxonomy places the organism in Eukaryota, Metazoa, Chordata, Mammalia, Chiroptera, Vespertilionidae. The record is from RefSeq and is a predicted model, not a curated record.